AUGCGUCAUAGAAAACGUGGAAGGAAAUUGGGACGAACGACAAGCCACCGAAAGGCACUUUUUCGCAACCAAGCCACCGCGCUAUUUGAACACGAACAAAUUCGGACAACGCUCCCUAAGUGCAAAGAACUCCGCCGAGUGGCUGAAAAAUUAAUCACACUUGCGAAACAGGGCGACCUGCCUGCACGGCGACAAGCCGCAAAAAUGAUCCACAAACACGCUGUCCUACGUAAGCUAUUCGAUGACAUUGCACCGCGGUACCAAGACCGGAACGGUGGAUACACGCGUAUCAUCAGAGGCGAACUCCGAAAAGGCGAUGGUACACAGAUGGGCUACAUCCAACUUGUUUGA
Molecule: messenger RNA, 351 nt
Organism: Geodia barretti
Lineage: Eukaryota; Metazoa; Porifera; Demospongiae; Tetractinellida; Geodiidae
Source: the annotation of a GenBank genome assembly